Pelobates cultripes (western spadefoot toad) is the source of this 405-nucleotide messenger RNA. The record is from the annotation of a GenBank genome assembly. Lineage: Eukaryota; Metazoa; Chordata; Amphibia; Anura; Pelobatidae.
AUGUAUGGCCCAUCGUCUCCUAAAGACUUGGACAAGGAGAAAAUGUCAGCACCUGCAUUUAUAUGGAAAGAUAACACCUGUUCAGAAUGCGCUACUCCAUUACCUGAUGGAUGCAAAAAGAAAAUGUGCAAUAUCGACGCCUCUGAAGAUUUUGAAAAAUCUAAACAGCAGAAUAUGCAGAUAUUUCUUAACUGGUUCCAGGGUAACCUAUCGCAGACAUUUGAAUCUUUUAAAGAAUCAGCUAAAAUGCAAGUUCCUUCUCAGGAGAGGCAUUCGAAAAAACGUAAGCGAGAAAGAUCUCCCUCCCUGUCUGAGUUGUCAUCAGGAGAAUGCUCUGACACUACAUGCUCAUCAAAAUCUGUGAGGCGUCUAGUUUGGAAGAAGGUUUUCCUGCAGAACACCUAA